This is a messenger RNA of Oncorhynchus keta (chum salmon), 1922 nucleotides long. RefSeq names its product protein odd-skipped-like. The record is from RefSeq and is a predicted model, not a curated record. Bases 1 to 648 code for a protein of 215 amino acids. The transcript has a single exon. Lineage: Eukaryota; Metazoa; Chordata; Actinopteri; Salmoniformes; Salmonidae.
AUGAGGAGGCACAAGAAGAAGAGAAAGUCCGACAGGAGGGAGGGAAGGGGGGACAUGUGGGGGGAGUCCUCAGGCUUCGUCAGAGACGAGGAGAGGAAAGACCAGAGGAAGAGGAGGUCUGUUUUGCAAAAACAGCUGAGGAAGAAAAAGCUUCUGUUGAAGAUUAGACGAGGGGGGGGAGGGGGAGGAUAUGAGCUGGUCACAACAAGAGGGAUGAAGAUACAAAUCCUGUCAUCUCUCAAAGUCCCAGUGAAACGUUUUGCCUGCUCCAUCUGUCCCCACGCCAUGUUCGCCCGCCAGGCCGGCCUGCUAGCCCACAGGGCAGCUAAACACACCCAGAGAGUCCUGUCCCCCCAGGAGCGUCUGUGCUGCGGUGUGUGUGGGAAGCAGUCUCACAGGCUCCUGGAAGCCUUCAUCCACCGGGCGACUCAUCGCGCCCGAGGGUCCUUCUCCUGCAGACGCUGCUCUGCUCGCUUCUGGAACGCCCCCCUCCUCCGCAGGCACAAGGUGACCUGCCGACAUCGGGCCAAGGGACUUCCACGAGGUGGCGCUAUCCGCCUGAAGUUGUCCAAGAGGGCGGGGGAGAGGAAGAGCAGAGAGGAGCAGGGGGAGAUGUCGCACUCCCUGCUUACAGAGUACAGAUACUGAGCUUGCUGAAUUCUAAGGUAGUGGCAUUUAGAUUUUCAUUGAUAGGAAAGGGAGAGGUUAUCAGUUUUGGACUAUACAUAGAAGAAGAUGGACUUUAAAAAAACAAAAGCCUUUGGGGGGGCGAUUGAAUUGGUCUGGUGUCUGUCUGGACCUCAUCAACUCAACUCACUGACUGUUAGAAUGACUGUUUUAACAACAUGAACUACUGUAGAUCAACCAAGGAUCACCCGGAAUUCUUCCAUCCAACUGUAUGGGAGGAUGUUGAAAGACAUUACUGUUUUCAUAUGAUCAUUAACCCUUAAGUGCAUUGACACUAUGCUUGGCUGACACUGUGCAGUUAUUAGACAUGUUUAGGUGAUUUGACCUGCUAAUUUAACUCUACCCCCUCAGCCUUACUAGCAUCCCUUCUAUACCCCUAGCUGUAUGAUAACUCUGUCUCUGCUGUGUACUAUGUCUUGUUGAUGUUCACCUAGAGCCCCUUUGGGGAUUUUUUUAUGUAAAAAGUGCAUUUAGUAGGAGUAGGGAGAGGGUGGGACACAGACUUCUGGUUGGUAGAGAGGCAGUCUGUUUGUCGGUGCAUGUGUGUUUUUUGGUCAGUUUGUUGCGGAGGUUGUGAACUCACUAUGUGAUGAUUAAUUCAGUACAUCCGAAAAGGACGUGUUUUAAGCGUAAGUUAAUAAAGUCCUGACAAAUGUCCCCAGUGAUUUAAUCACGUCUUUAAAAAUACAUUUGAGAAUCUUAAUAGAUUGAAGUGAAUACCACUUCCAGACAACAAAGUGUAUCUUACAAAAAGCCUUGCUAAUCAUGACUUUAUUUCAUUUUCAUGCCUGUGGAAACAAUUGUAGCUUUUAUACCAAGAUAUUGAGAUCAAGACAGGAUGAACAAAGCUCACUGUAACGUAUAUUGUGUUAAUAUCUUAUCAUUUACAUUUACAUUUAAGUCAUUUAGCAGACGCUCUUAUCUUAUCACUGCUGUGUUUGUUUUCACAAAGUACUUUAUUUAGCUUUUACUGUUCCUUCAUAGUAGCAAAACCAGUUAUGAUUACAUGUAUUAAUGUGUGUUUAACUCCAUCUGUCGACCUGCCAAACCUGGAUUCUAUCCUGUCCUCUUCUCUUAUUUUUUUGCUGAGUUGCAAUCAUGUUCAUAACCCUGUCGGGCCUUGUUUUAUCUUCUAAAGAAAAAGAAUAGUUCUAAGUACAUUUCUAUCACUUUAUUUACUUAAAACAAAGAUAGUUGUUGAUUAUACUUCAGCAUUGAAUAAAACAUAAGUGUUC